Molecule: messenger RNA, 1664 nt
Organism: Cloeon dipterum
Lineage: Eukaryota; Metazoa; Arthropoda; Insecta; Ephemeroptera; Baetidae
Gene: crc
Product: bZIP transcription factor crc
Exons: 3
Coding region: 282-1190 (302 amino acids)
Biological process (GO): regulation of transcription by RNA polymerase II
Cellular component (GO): nucleus
Molecular function (GO): DNA-binding transcription activator activity, RNA polymerase II-specific; RNA polymerase II transcription regulatory region sequence-specific DNA binding
Source: RefSeq, a predicted model, not a curated record
UGUUGGGACCUGUAACCAUGUUGAAGCCAAAGCCAGUCGCCCCCGAUGCAAAGUUCAAGGAAGAGAUAUCGUAUUUUCACCGCGCUCAUUUAGCUACAUAAUGAUGGUCUAGGACCAACAAGCCGCGCACUUCGUGUGCCCUAGCACGCCUUGCAUCAUGACUUUCUUGUUCGCCAAGAUGGGGUCCACCCCCUUUACCACAACCACCACAACUACCAAACAAACCAACUUUGAGCAAAUCGAUUCGACGAUUUUUAGCCUGAACCGUGAAGAAACCGACAAUGUUGUUCGACGACCAAACGAUCAGGCUUCUCUUGGUGGCUGCGCCCACCUCAGCUGCUAAUUAUGACGCCACCCCUUUCAUCAGGGAUGAGACCGCCCUGGACCAGGGCAAAAUGCAAGGGAUCAAGGUUGAGGAGUCCGCUGCAGAGAAGGCUUGCCGCCUGCUCAAAGAACUAGAGCAGGAGGGCGCCUCUCUUGAGGAGUCCUUCAAGGAUGCUUCCUUGGUCUAUCUGCCGGACCUGGACGUCCUGGACGUCGGGCUUCCAGAAUUUGCCAAGCCCAGCUAUGCGGAAUCCGUGCUGCCGUCGCUGGACCUCGAGUCCUCGGAGCAGAUGCUGAUAGACCUGGAAACCAUCCUGCCGUACGCCGACGACUCUCCUCCUCUGAGUCCCAUGGACGAUUUGGACGAGUUGUUGCAGACGCACGCGCAGACCCUGCUGUGUGAGGACAGUGUGGACGACAGCAGCUUCAACCUGCAGCCGCUUAGCCAGCAGAUGCCCCCGACGCCGAUGAGCUGCGUCGCCUCACCCGGCCCUUCGUCCGUUGGAAGCCAGUCGCCGGACUACGCCAGCUCGGUGUGCUCCGAAGAGAGCACUGACCCCGAGUGGGUGCCCGAGCUGCAGUCGCCGGCGCCGAAGGAGGCCAAGAGCGGCGGCAGGGCCCGCAGGAAGCCGUACUCGCGGGCGCCGACCAACCGCGCCGAACGCAAGAAGCUGCAGAACAAGAACGCAGCCACGCGGUACCGCAACAAAAAGAAGCAGGAGGAGGAGGAGCUGCUCCAGGUGGAGGCCGAGUUGCUCGAGCGCAACCGGGAGCUGCAGGCCAAAGUGGCAGAGGCCGAGACCGAGAUGCGCAUCGUCAAAGGCCUGCUGAGGAAAAGGUUCCAGAAGAUGGGCCUUCUCAACUAAACGAACCCUUGCAUUUUAGCCCUAAUUGCGUAAAACUUAACUAACCAAUCAUAGUAGUUGUCCAGGGCCCGCGUUCGCCCGGGGACGCGUUUCGACAGAUCAAAAUUUUUCGUGAAUAUCGUGUCUAUUAAUUUGAAAAUCACGGACGAAACGCCUCCCCUGGCCGAACUCUUGUCUCGUAGCAGUAAGAGGUGUGGAGUUUUCUUUCGUAUCAAUUAUACACGCGUCAUUCCACCAGGUGCAAUGAUAUCUUUUUUCUCUUUCGACUAGCGUUGUCCUCGCCUUCUACCCGGAGUAGCGGUGCCGUGCGUUCGCCUGAUGAGGUGCAAAUUUUUCUAUCUGAGCGAAGUAGUUGGGUUGUCAUGGCACGUCUACCGGUACUUUCGUCUCUUUGUCGGCCCUGGUUUUAUGUUUACUAACCAAAGUUUUAAAAUUAAAACAAUAAACUUAUUCACCGGUGUUUGGAUACCAAAA